Molecule: messenger RNA, 600 nt
Organism: Ceutorhynchus assimilis (cabbage seed weevil)
Lineage: Eukaryota; Metazoa; Arthropoda; Insecta; Coleoptera; Curculionidae
Source: the annotation of a GenBank genome assembly
AUGACCGAAGAAAAUAUGUCUAAUCAUGCGGAUCUAUGUCGACAAAAACGGAUAUUUUUCCGAGUAUAUCCAAGUGAAUUCGUUGACUCUGAAUACAUUAAAUUAGACAUACCAAAUAAUAAAAUAUACAUAAGACAUCUAGAAGAAUUGAGCACAAAAUACAAGAGCAAAAAGUUAAAUUACUGGGAGUUUUGCAACGAUGGAAUAUUCAUGGACGCUACUCAGGAGACAAUUUAUAAUAAAGUGAAAGAAGGAGUUUUGGAGAAUGUAAUAAAUGGACAUCACAAUGCGGUAAUUAUGGCUUUUGGACAAACCGGAUCUGGUAAGACGUUCACUAUCAGCGGGCUACUUAAAACUGAAGAGGAAUAUGGAAUACUGCCAAGAAUCACUCGAGAUUUGUUCAAUCUAAAAAACAACGAACCUGAAAACGUAAAAGUUUGCCUGCAAAUAUCUUAUGUCGAGUUUUAUAAUACUUAUGCAAUAGAUCUUUUGGAAGAUCCUCCAUAUAAGAUGGAUAAUCCUAAAUGUAGCAAUGCGCGAAAAAUCUCAGUUGACAGUGAAAUAGAGGCUUCAAAAUGCUUAUUCCUGGGCAAGUAUUAG